AUGAGACCAAACAAGGGACGUGAAGACAGUCCAGAGGUAAUUAAGAAGAGGAAACUCCUACUGUCUUAUACUGGAGGGCCAGAGAGAGCAGGUGACAUUGCAAAAACGUUCAGGAUCCGUUCAGGAUCACCUGGCGGACAGGAUUUUCAGGGUCAAGAGCCCCAGAGGCCCUCCCGCCGCCGACCGCCCUCGCUCGCUGGAGCUCCCCGCCCGCCGCCCGCCGCCCUCCCCACCCGCCGUUGUCACCGAGCUUGUCUCCGAGCUAGUCUCCGAGCUUGCGACUCUCGGACAGGCGCCCUUGGCGUGGAGAGGUCGGAUUGCGAGUCGUCGCCUGAGUGCCUUUCAUCUGAGAAGUUCAAGGUACUUGUAGAACUUCUGGCACACAGGCCGUGGGUCUUGCAGCACACGUGUAAGCGUGGCUGCCAUCAGGAAGAAGCUGGUGAUUGUUGUGAUGGAGCCUGUGGCAAGACUUGCUUGCUCAUCGUCUUUAGCAAGGACCAGUUCCCAGAGGUGUAUGUAGCCACAGUGUUUGAGAACUAUGUGGCAGAUAUUGAAGUCGAUGGAAAGCAGGUAGAGCUGGCUUUGUGGGAUACAGCUGGGCAGGAAGAUUAUGAUCGCUUGAGGCCUCUCUCCAAUCCGGACACUGAUGUUAUACUGAUGUGUUUCUCCAUCGACAGCCCUGAUAGUUUAGAAAACAUCCCAGAAAAAUGGACUCCGGAAGUCAAGCACUUCUGCCCCAAUGUGCCCAUCAUCCUGGUUGGGAACAAGAAGGAUCUUCGGAAUGAUGAGCACACAAGGCGGGAGCUGGCCAAGAUGAAGCAGGAGCCGGUGAAACCGGAAGAAGGCAGAGAUAUGGCGAACAGGAUUGGUGCUUUUGGGUACAUGCAGUGUUCAGCAAAGACCAAAGAUGGAGUGAGGGAGGUUUUUGAAAUGGCCACGAGAGCUGCUCUGCAAGCCAGACGUGGGAAGAAAAAAUCUGGGUGCCUUGUCUUGUGAAACCCUGCUGCAAGCACAGCCCUCAUGUGGUUAAUUUUGAAGUGCUGUUUAUUAAUCUUAGUGUAUGAUUACUGGCCUUUUUCAUUUAUCUAUAAUUUACCUAAGAUUAAAAUCAGAAGUCAUCUUGCUACCAGUAUUUAGAAGCCAACCAUGAUUAUUAAUGAUGUCCAACCCACCUGACCACCGGGGUCCUUCUGACACCGCUCUCUAACAGCCCUCCUCUGCACUCCCACCUGACACACCAGGCGCUAAUUCAAGGAAUUUCUUAACCUCUUGCUUCUUUCUAGAAAGAGAAACAGUUGGUAACUUUUGUGAAUUAGGCUGUAACUACUUUGUAACUAACAUGUCCUGUCUGUCAUCUGUCAGCUGCAAGGUACUCUGGUGAGUCACUACUUCAGAGCUUUACUCCUUAACAGAUAUUGUCAUAACUCUGUGAUGGGCAUCCAAUUUUUGAAAAUGUGCUCAUCCAGAAAGACCCAAAUCCAUGCAGCUGUGGCAGUUACAGUUCUGUGGUUUCAUGUUAGUUACCUUAUAGUUACUGUGUAAUUAGUGCCACUUAAUGUAUGUUACCAAAAAAUAAAUAUAUCUACCCCAGACUAGAUGUAGUAUUUUUUGUAUAAUUGGAUUUCCUAAUACUGAUAUUUGUCAUCCUUGCAGAAAGUGUAUUGGUUUUUUAAAAAAGAAAGUGUAUUUGAAAAUAAAGUCAGAUGGAAAAUUCA
Hyaena hyaena (striped hyena) is the source of this 1715-nucleotide messenger RNA. RefSeq names its product transforming protein RhoA-like. The coding region runs from base 1 to 996 and encodes 331 amino acids. Gene Ontology annotation, biological process: cell migration; stress fiber assembly; small GTPase-mediated signal transduction. The record is from RefSeq and is a predicted model, not a curated record. Lineage: Eukaryota; Metazoa; Chordata; Mammalia; Carnivora; Hyaenidae. The transcript has 3 exons. Gene Ontology annotation, molecular function: GTPase activity; GTP binding. Gene Ontology annotation, cellular component: cleavage furrow; dendritic spine.